AUGGCGGACCUUUUCGGUGUGGCGCCGCAGGACGAACCCGAUAUCUUUGUGCAGCGAUUCAAGGACGAAUGGCCGACGCGCAUGCAACGCCACGCCGACUGGUGGGCACUCGCUACUGCGCUGUGGGCCAUCGCGUGGAAGGAAUGGGCAAUGAUCACACUGGUGAGUCUGGUCGCGGUGCUCACCAAUCUCGCGAUUCCGGUCACCUUCUCUUGGCUCAUUCUCUUCAUCGGCGAUGAGAAGGCAAGCUGGUCUGAAGGCCUCCUCUACAUCGGACUCAUCGCCUUGACAUCGAUCGCACAUUUCCUCUCGACCGAGUUUGCCUACUUUCUGGCGCAGCGUGCGCACAUUCACAUAGAGUCCAUGCUGGCGCUGAUGGUCUACCGGAAGAGCCUGCGCCUGCAGCACGUGUCCAAGGGAAACGCAGCCAACGUCAUGAACGUCGACCCCUCCCGGUUUCUCAUCUUCCAGUACGUGUGGCCUACACAAAGCACAUCAUGUGGCGUGACGCCCUUAUGGCUUCUAAACGCUGCCAGCGAUCCGUAUCUGCAGAGCAUUCAAUUCCUAUGA
This is a messenger RNA of Acanthamoeba castellanii str. Neff, 570 nucleotides long. RefSeq lists its product as uncharacterized. The record is from RefSeq and is a predicted model, not a curated record. Gene Ontology annotation, cellular component: membrane. Gene Ontology annotation, molecular function: ABC-type transporter activity; ATP binding. Lineage: Eukaryota; Discosea; Longamoebia; Acanthamoebidae. Bases 1 to 570 code for a protein of 189 amino acids. The transcript is spliced from 5 exons. Gene Ontology annotation, biological process: transmembrane transport.